UCCACUCACGCCAGAGCAGCCCAGUUCUUCCCAGCCUCUCCCAGGGCUCCUCGUUCCUUUACUGACCCUCAGACACGCGGAGCACAGAGUCCAGUCGGUCAGCUGCCCAGCCCUUACUCUUACCUCUUCUGACCACUCCAGCAAGCACCAGUCAGCAGCCAGUGGCUAUGGAUGUCUUCUCCUCGUCCCAGGUGUUCUACGACAGCGCAUGCGCCUCCUCGCCUGAGGAGCUGGACUUCGGGCCGAGCGGCGGUGAGAUGGCCGGCUCCGAGGAGGACGAGCACGUGCGGGUGCCCGGCGGCGGGCCGCACCAGCCGGGCCACUGCCUGCAGUGGGCCUGCAAGGCGUGCAAGCGCAAGGCCAGCACGGUGGACCGCCGGCGCGCCGCCACCAUGCGCGAGCGCCGCCGCCUCAAGAAGGUCAACCAUGCCUUCGAGGCGCUGCGCCGCUGCACCUCGGCCAACCCCAGCCAGCGGCUGCCCAAGGUGGAGAUCCUGCGCAACGCCAUCCAGUACAUCGAGAGCCUCCAGGACCUGCUCCACGAGCAGGUGGAGGGCUACUAUGCCCUGCCCAGCGGAGGAGGCGCAGUGGCCGGCGGCGUGGGGGAGAGCGGCUCGGAGCCAGCCAGCCCCUUGUCCAGCUGCUCCGACAGCAUGAUUGACUGCAACAGUCCUGUGUGGCCACAGAUCAAUUCACAUUAUGGAAAUGCAUACAGCUAUGAGGCACAAAGCGUAGCCUCCAUGGAGAGGAUCCCCACCGCGUCCAGUCUCCAGUGCCUGUCCAGCAUCGUGGAUCGGCUCUCGACGGUGGAUGCCGCGGGCCCUCUGGGCGUCAGGGAUACGGUUACCCUCUCGCCCUCCAGCUCCGUCUCCCCUCCUGCUACACCAGACAGCUCCAACGCCAGGCCCGUCUACCACGUGCUUUGAGGGGAGAAGUCUGCCUGUGUAUGUGUAUGUGUGUGUGUGUGUGUGUGUGUGUGGGAGGAGGUGUGUGUGUAUGUGUGUGUGUGUGUGUGUGGGGAGGGGGGGUGGAUUGUAUGACUGAAACCUGGAGGGAAAUUUCUCCAGUCUCAGCUUGCAGACUGCAGCCUGCUAGCCAAACAAGAUGGACAUAACCGAGUCACACGUCCACAUGGAACAAUUUCAGAAGGGGUCAUGUACAAUACAUGACUAAAGAUAGUCAUGGUUUUUGGAUAAUGAAAAAAGUGAAAAAAAUCACACAUCUUAACAUGAAAUGAGCAGUUUCUCGCUAAAAACACUAUUACUGAAAAACUAGUACAUCUUAAAAGUCACUGUAAAUGCCAAAGGUCAGACAGUAGGCCUUCUUCACCCAUGUAUCCUCAUUAAUCUAGGCUGUGUACAUAUAAUUGUAAAUAUGUAUUUUAAAUGGCAAUCAUUUGUAUUCAUUUUUGUAUCAAAUGUAUCAUAUUUA
Alosa sapidissima (American shad) is the source of this 1431-nucleotide messenger RNA. It is a transcript of the gene myf5, whose product is annotated as myogenic factor 5. Lineage: Eukaryota; Metazoa; Chordata; Actinopteri; Clupeiformes; Clupeidae. The transcript has 3 exons. Gene Ontology annotation, biological process: regulation of transcription by RNA polymerase II; positive regulation of myoblast differentiation; muscle organ development. Gene Ontology annotation, molecular function: protein dimerization activity; DNA-binding transcription factor activity, RNA polymerase II-specific; RNA polymerase II cis-regulatory region sequence-specific DNA binding. The record is from RefSeq and is a predicted model, not a curated record. The coding region runs from base 168 to 926 and encodes 252 amino acids.